AUGACCGGCCGUAGCGACACCUGCGCCGAUACGUACAAAAAGGACGCUGCUACGCGAUUUAAUGGCAUCAUAUCCCGGGCGCACAAGCCAAGCGUGUUUACUACGCGUGUCGGUCUGCUACGCCUCCGUAGCGGAUAUCUCGUACCGUGUACCGUUUCAUCGGCAUGGGGGAUUGCCGCGGCUGUGAUUUGGCCCGCAGCCGAAAAAGUUGGCUGGCAUCGGAUCGCCCGCUCGCGUGAUUGGCGCGGGGCGAACGCGGUGAACCACGCUGGCGAUAUCGCCGCACGGCGUGCGCCCCGCACCGCAGUGUGGCCUAACCUCGACCGUUUUCGAGGACAGUCC
This is a messenger RNA of Iphiclides podalirius (scarce swallowtail), 342 nucleotides long. The record is from the annotation of a GenBank genome assembly. Lineage: Eukaryota; Metazoa; Arthropoda; Insecta; Lepidoptera; Papilionidae.